This is a messenger RNA of Labrus bergylta (ballan wrasse), 2552 nucleotides long. RefSeq lists its product as uncharacterized. Gene Ontology annotation, cellular component: aryl hydrocarbon receptor complex; nucleus. Gene Ontology annotation, molecular function: nuclear receptor activity; transcription cis-regulatory region binding; protein dimerization activity. Gene Ontology annotation, biological process: response to xenobiotic stimulus; regulation of transcription by RNA polymerase II; xenobiotic metabolic process. The record is from RefSeq and is a predicted model, not a curated record. NCBI's taxonomy places the organism in Eukaryota, Metazoa, Chordata, Actinopteri, Labriformes, Labridae.
GCUCGACAUGUCAUUCAGAGGAAUCCGCCACCUGAAACGCGAGGAAGUGAAGGCGACUCAAUUGGGUAUAAAGCAUCAGCCAACAUCUGCCCCGAGCAGUGCAAAGCUGAUGAAAACAUCAGCUCGGAGCUCGUACAGGACCUCUGCGCUUUAUUUUAUUCUCUGUUUUAAUCUCUCCUCUUGGAUUUAUCAUUUGGUUUCACCGAGCCGGUGCACCCGGGGAGACUCAUCUCUUUUUGUGCAACUUCACACAAGAGUGUCUCCACACACAGCACUAUACUGGAAUUAACUCGUACCCACCGAGAUUUCGGGAGCGCACCUGUUACCUCCACGGAGAGCAGGAUCAUGAUCCCUCCGGGAGACUGCAUGUAUGCGGGCAGGAAGAGGAGGAAGCCCAUCCAAAAACAAAAGCCAUCCUCUGCCAAUGAGAAAACCAACCCGUCCAAGCGGCACAGAGACAGGCUGAACGCCGAGCUGGACCGGCUGGCCAGCCUGCUGCCGUUCCCCCCGGACGUCAUCUCCAAGCUGGACAAGCUGUCCGUGCUGCGUCUUGCCGUGUCCUACCUCCGCGUCAAGAGUUUCUUCCAAGAAAACAGGAGUUGCUGUUCUUCCACUGGCUCCUUCGCGAGCCAAGAGAAGACCUCCAGGAAGCAGCUCAUCAGCACAGCAUCCUCCAACCCUGAACCCAGGAAGGAGAGCCUUCCACUGGGCACCGCGGCCAGUGAGAGCGGCCUUCUGCUGGAGUCUCUGACAGGCUUUGCGUUGGUGGUGAGCAGUGACGGGAUGGUCUUUUACGCCUCCUCGACCAUCGUGGACUACCUGGGGUUCCAUCAGACAGACGUGAUGCACCAGAACGUGUUCGACUACAUCCACAUAGACGACCGUCAGGAGUUCAGACGUCAGCUGCACUGGGCCAUGUGUCCUCCCCACCAGGGGGCGUCUGCACACCAGGACGGCCAGAUACCUGCAGGGACAGGUGAAGAUUUUGUCGUGAGCAGUCUCUUCAAUUCUCCCGAGGCUGGGGGGGUUCCUCCUGAGCUCUCCUGCUUCCUCAACAGAUGUUUCAUCGCCAGAGUUCGAUGCCUGUUGGACAGCACCUCUGGGUUCCUGACGAUGCAGUUUCAGGGUCGUUUGAAGUUCCUCCACGGUCAGAAAAAGAAGUCAGCCUCCGGAGCUUUGGUUCCUCCUCAGCUGGCUCUCUUCUGCAUCGGUGUCCCCCUGCUGCUGCCCUCCAUCGCUGAGAUGAAGAUGAAGAACAUGCUGCUGAGGGGGAAGAACAAAGGAGGAGGGAUGAGCUCUGCACUGGAGCACGGCGAGCGAGGGGAGCACCUCCGCAGACACUCCUUCAGCGGCGGGAUGGGUGACAUCACAGACCCUCUCCUCCUCUCCUGUCCCACCCCCGGCGGUACCCAGCGAGGUCAUCACACCCCCUGGACCCCGCUCUCCAAAGACAACCUUAAGUACCGCCCCGACGGUUACUACAACCAGGAGGAGCCGCUCAACUACUGCAAGUCCUCCAUGGGCCCUCACAAAGGCAUGAGCCCGGGUCUGAGUGGCGGCUGGCCUCUGCGUCCAAACUCCGGUCCCCUCAGAGCGGGUCAGGGCGUCGGAUACAUCCCCUCAAACCGUCUGAAUAAAGUCAGCCCGUACGGGAAGCCGUACCGCCUCUCUCCGGGCUGCCACAGCGGCCGAGGCGCCGAGGUGUUUGUGUCGAAGCUUUAUGGGAAUGUCCAGAUCCCAUCAGAUCCCGAUGCAUACUGCGUGGACCUGGUGAAGAACGAGAACGGAUACGGGGAAUGCUACGAUGGACAUCUGAUGCCACCCAUUAAAGUGGAGCACGACUCGGACUCUGAGAACGGCUGCGACGCCUACGGGCAACCCUGGGCGGGCCGGGACCCAGAAACCAUCGACCGCCGCUACAUGAACGGGGUCUACGACCACACCACGGGCCUCCACCUGAAGUCCGAGGCCGAUUACUACGACCCUCAGUACUCACCCUGCCAGAGAGGGAAGGCAGGGAUCAGCCCGCCGUACAACAACGGCAACUAUCAGAACUAUGCAGUCAACAACAGUGGCAACAUGAGCAACCGUCUGUUGAAAUGUGACAAAGACUUGAGCAACAACAACAACAACAACAACAACAACGACAACAACGACACGUUCAGCCCUCAGAGACUCUCGCACUCUGACUCUCUGUGCAGCAACCAACCCGUCAACCUCAUGGACUCACACCUCUACCAGCAGGACCCGCACAAGGCCUACAUGCACCCGGACUACAACAAGCACGCCUCUUAUGAGUUCAAAGGUCACGGCCUGAUCCACUCAAUCAAACGGGAGCCCAUGGACUCCCCGCCGUGGUCGGAGAGCGCUCACGACAUCAGCCAGGCCAUGAUGGUCGGCCCGAGGAACAUUAUGCCGUGUGUGAUGAGCUCGGGACAUCACAAGUCCAACCCCUACAUUUACAUGCCCUAAGAGACGCACACGCACACGCACACACACACACUCUCUCUCUCUCUCUCUCACACACACACACACGCACACACACAAACACA